Molecule: messenger RNA, 2836 nt
Organism: Hypomesus transpacificus
Lineage: Eukaryota; Metazoa; Chordata; Actinopteri; Osmeriformes; Osmeridae
Product: protein eva-1 homolog C
Exons: 8
Coding region: 1500-2768 (422 amino acids)
Molecular function (GO): carbohydrate binding
Source: RefSeq, a predicted model, not a curated record
UAGAUUUUUGUGACACGACAAAGGUUUCACCAACAUUGAAAUCUUUUGUUGCUUUAUUUCUGCUUAAUAGAAUAUCACAACCUGAGAUUCGGUUGCAGGGAAUUUAGAAUCUGCCGGUAUUAGCUCAUUUCUUGUCAAUAGGGAAGAUUUACAGCUGCUUAAUCCAAUCAUACUGGUUUGUCCAUGUGGCUCAAUAGUGCCUGUCUCUAAGGAGAGUAGUGGAAAUCAAGGUGACAUGGUGUCUGUUCAGUGUACUUAUCUCCUUCAUCUGCUCAAGUGGCUGAUGGGAAUUUCCAUCAGAGGGAGGGAAGAUGAAAAACAAACGCCUAACAUGGAAAUGUCCAACAAAUGCUGGAAAUUCAACGAAUACUAGCGCCAGCACAGGAAACGGAGCAAAAGCAGUUUGCUGGAGGCUACAAAGCAUUUACCUCCUCUUAGAAGCAAACACAGGCAGGGAGGUUGUGGCCUCAGUUUUGCAAUUAUAUUACAGACCUCAUCCCUCUCACACUCCCCUCUACUCGCCCAUGAAGAUAUGUCUGGAACGUUCACUGGAACCCCUCCACAGUGAUCAUUCCAUCCAGGAAGUUCUGUGAAGGAGUUCAUCACUGUACUGACAUUGUUUUUAGGGAGGUGUUUGUUAUGUCAGCAGCACUGUAGUGCUGUUUGUGGGGGGAUUUGUCACUUUGGUCCAAAAUCACAGACAUGAAUAGGCUUCGGAACCUUAGUAGUAUGAAUAGUAGAAUGAAUACACUCACCAAAGUUCCUGUCGAGUCAUUAGCACUUCCCAUGUUUCAUCCUAAUUACGACAUUCGUUGGCCUACGUAGCAUGUGAGGUCACUGGCUUUCUUUAUUUGGUUGUUAUGACAAUGUAGUGUUGUGUUGUAAGAAACAGAGAUGCAACUGGCUGAAACAAACAGAACUAUUAUGAUUUCAAGUAAUUCUGAAGUGUUACUGGAAAUGUGUUACUUGCCCUUAACCCCUGUCCUUCCCCUCCAGAGAGGAAAAAGGAAAACCUUAUCUUCAGGAGAUAGAUGUCCCAAAGAGCCACUAGACAAACAGCAGCUGGAAGUCUCCCCGUGGAAAAUCGAAUCUCUUUUUGCGACAUGACACACAACAUGACCCUCACUGUUGACCAAUGGGCAAGAGUCACCCUCGAUUCUAUCAUAACACAGGCAGAAGAUCGAGAUUUGAUCAUGUUAAACAAACAGAAAUAGCCAAUGGAGUCUUGCAGCUAUGUCUUGAAUUAAAUUCCUACCUCCAUAACAAUGCUUUAUGUUAAGAUCUUUCACUUUAAAAAAAAGAAAAGCACACACAUCAAUUAAUUCAUACACAUUCAUACACUUUGCCCAAAUCACUGGCAAAAGCAUUCAUCUGUUUCUUUGACAGUGAAACGGGGGGCUGUUCUCAGGUCAAGACAAUGGCAUCAUUGACCCUUUGCUCACAGUCAGUAAAUUGGAAAGCAACUCACAGUGGCGAGCCCCACUGCUCCCUAAUGUAGAAUGCGCAGUAUGAUGGUCCCAUGGAGCGUCUGCAGGUCCUGCUGUCUUCUUUACCUCCUCCUGGCUCUGAACACACACAGCGCAAGAUCUGCUCCUGACUUUUCCGUUUAUCUCCACUCCAUCCUGAGAAAUCACACAGCCCAUGGCUGUGACGGGGACACUCUAACUAUCAAGUGUCCUUCCAGAACCUCUGUGGCUGUUCUCUCCGCAUUCUAUGGACGACGUGUUCCGAGCAAGAACUUAUGUCCUCCAACCAACACAAACACAACAGAGGACAGCACUGAAUGCACAUCCUCUGUUGCUACUGAGAAAGUUGAGUCAGAAUGCCAGGGCAGGAGGAGAUGUCAGAUCUUGGUCAUUAAUGCAGUGUUUGGACAGGAUCCCUGUCCACUCACCAGCAAGUACCUCUUAGUGUCCUACAAGUGUCGCCCAGAGCAUCACCGCAAUAGGUUGGUAUGUGAGAAUGAGAGACUGAGGCUGGCGUGUAAGAACGACACCGUCCUUGCCAUCUACUCAGCCACGUUUGGACACCUGCUCCAUGGGAGUCCUAACUGCCCCCAGACUACUGCAGAACAAACAGAUAUGGAGUGUCUGUCCCCCUCGGCCCUGAGGAAAGUGUCACGCAAGUGUCACGGGCGGCCCACAUGCUCCUUACUGGCAGACACUCACACUUUUGGGGAACCCUGCUUCCCUGGGACCAGGAAGCACCUGCGGGUGUCUUUCACAUGUGUUCCUCGAUAUCUCUUGGAGGAUGUGGGGCGUGGGCCAACAGACCCUUUCAUGAUAUCAGACUACACACAUGGAGGAUGGUACACUGGCCCUGGCAUCUCCCGGCCUCAAAAUGUACUUUUAACCAACUCUCUGGAAAUCUUUGACAGAAUACUGGGUCUUCCGGAGAAGGUGGCUCUGUACUUUGUCUCUGGGAUCUGUGCUGGCCUCGUCUUCCUGCUGUGUCUGUUUGGCCUGCGCUCCACGGUGGUGAGGGACGUCAAGGAGCUGGUGACAGAGCUGGGGGAUGAGCUGAAGGCCAGCCGCAGACAGCGCCGGGAGCUCAUGGAGGACCUUUAUGACGACGACUCCUCAGACGCUUCCUCCUUCCGCCGCCUCACGCAGUCUUACCGCACGGCAGACCUGAGCAGCCCGUCCAUGAUGGUGGAGAUGGUGGAACGGGUGGGAGAGAAUGAUAAGGAUCUGCCCAACGGAGACAUCUGGCCACACCGUGACUCCAGUCCCUAUGCCAUCCACAAGAUCCAUGUCUGCAGCACCUGAGAUAAAAAACAGUACUGUUGUGAAUUGACAUCGUAAACAGUACAAUUAAACUUUCAUUAUAGUCUAAA